GCAAAGCUAUCAAGGCAAAGGGUGGCUACUUUGAAGAAUCGCAAAUAUAACACAUUUUUGGUUACUACAUGAUUCCAUAUGUGUCAUUUCAAAGUUUUGAUGUCUUCACUAUUAUUCUACAAUAUAGAAAUUAAUAGAAAUAAAGAAAAACCUUGAAUGAGUAGGUGUGUCCAAACAUUUGACUGCUAUUGUAUAAUAUUCUUUAUAUGUAAAGACAACAUUAAAUGAAGAAUAGUCGGAUGGGUGACAAUAUUAGCCUAUCACUUGUGAAUGAUGUAUUAUCACUUGUGAAUUAUGCCCAGCUUGUGAAUUAAGGCAAGAAACAGAGCACACCUUUUUUUUGCGACUUUUUAUCAAAUCAUAGUUGUAUACCUCAUGUAUCAUAGUCCAUAGGCCUAUAUGUUUUGAUAAGGUUUGUAAUCACAACUAAAGUGGCCCAAUAACUUCUUAAAAUUAAAACAUUAAUCUGCUUUAUAACCGGUGUAGAGCCUAACUGACAUACAUAGGCUGCAUGUGAGUUUCACGUUUAGGGAAGAUCCUUUUCACCAUUAAAAUGGACCUUUAUAAUACAGUUGAAGUCAGAAGUUUACAUGCACCUUAGCCAAAUAUAUUUAAAAUCAAUUUUUCACAAUUCCUGAAAUUUAAUCCUAGUAAAAUUUUAAGAAUGUGAAAUGUCAGAAUAAUUGUAGGGAGAAUGAUUUAUUUCAGCUUUUAUUUCUUUCAUCACAUUCCCAGUGGGUAAGAAGUUUACAUACACUCAAUUAGUAUUUGGUAGCAUUGCCUUUAAAUUGUUUAACUUGGGUCAAAAGCUUCGGGCAGCCUUCCACAAGCUUCCCACAAUACGUUGGGUGAAUUUUGGCCCAUUCCUCUUGACAGAGCUGGUGUACCUGAGUCAGGUUUGUAGGCCUCCUUGCACGCACACGCUUUUUCAGUUCUGCCCACACAUUUUCUAUGGGAUUGAGGUCAGGGCUUUGUGAUGGCCACUCCAAUAUCUUGACUUUGUUGUCCUUAAGCCAUUUUGCCAAAACUUUGGAAGUACGCUUGGGGUCAUUUUCCAUUUGGAAGACCCAUUUGUGACCAAGCUUUAACUUCCUGACUGAUGUCUUGAUAUUUUGCUACAACAUAUCCACAUAAUUUUCCUGCCUCAUGAGCCAUCUAUUUUGUGAAGUGCACCAGUCCCUCCUGCAGCAAAUCACCCCCACAACAUGAUGCUGCCCCUCCCGCGCUUGACGGUUGAGAUGGUGUUCUUCAGCUUGCAAGCCUCUCCUUUUUCCUCCAAACAUAAUGAUGGUCAUUAUGGCCAAACAGUUCUAUUUUUGUUUCAUCAGACCAGAGGACAUUUCUCCAAAAAGUAAGCUCUUUGUCCCCAUGUGCAGUUGCAAAUUGUAGUCUGGAUUUUUCAUGCCGGUUUUGGAGCAUUGGCUUCUUCCUUGCUGAGCGGCCUAUCAGCUUAUGUCGAUAUCGGACCCAUUUUACUGUGGAUAUAGAUACUUUUGUACCUGUUUCCUCCAGCAUCUUCAUAUGGUCCUUUGCUGUUGUUCUGGGAUUGAUUUGCACUUUUCGCACCAAAGUACGUUCAUCUCAAGGAGACAGAAUGUGUCUCCUUCCUGAGCAGUAUGAUGGCUGCUUGGUCCCAUGGUGUUUAUACUUGCGUACCAUUGUUUGUACAGAUGAACGUGGUAUCUUCAGGUGUUUGGAAAUUGCUCCCAAGGAUGAACCAGACUUGUGGAGGUCUACAAUUGUUUUUCUGAGGUCUUGGCUGAUUUCUUUUGAUUUUCUCAUGAUGUCAAGCAAAGAGGAACUGAGUUUGAAGGUAGGCCUUGAAAUACAUCCACAGGUACACCUCCAAUUGACUCCAAUUACAGAAGCUUCUAAAGCCAUGACAUCACUUUCUGGAAUUUUACAAGCUGUUUAAAGGCACAAUAUGUAAACGUUUGUCCCACUGGAAUUGUGAUACAGGGAAUUAUAAUUGAAAUAAUCUCUCUGUAAUCUCUCUGUAAACAAUUGUUGAAAAAAUUACUUGUGUCAUGCACAAAGUAGAUGUCCUAACCAACUUGCCAAAACUAUAGUUUGUUAAUUAACAAGAGAUUUGUGGGGUGGUUGAAAAAUGAGAUUUAAUGACUCCAACCUAAGUGUAUGUAAAUGUCCGACUUCCACUGUAAAUCAGUACAUGCAUAAUCGCAUUUGCCAUCACUUUUGAUAAGUGUUUUCCCACUAAUUGAUUGAAUAUUGGAACAUCCACAUAUAGGACAAGAUGACCAAUAUAAUAGGUCAACUUUUGUAAAGUAGAUUGUCAUACUGUAGUCUAGUGCUUUUGCUGUUAGUUGGGCUUACACGUCUUUUUGGCUGACGAAAUUUCAGUCAGCUAAAUGUGGACAGUUCUAUCAUCAAUAUGUGCCUGGGAUUUUGAUAACAGGGGCGCAAGCAGUUGCGCCCCGGAUGCGUCUACCUUCAUUCUCUUGUAGCCUACUUCUGAAAUGUCUGUGAGAAGGACCCCAUCACGUGAUGGGUAUUGGUUACAUCUCAGAGAGCCAUGUGAGUGAGAGGUGCUUCGGAGCAAGGCAGCCGGGGUUUAGCCCAAGGGCACAACAGCCACUUUGGCCGCAGAAGGCAUGUUUUUUUUAAACAUGCAAAAGGCAUGUUUUUUUAAGGGGCAUUACGGCUACAUAAGGAUGCCGCAGGGACAUUUGAGGCCUGGUGAGAAUAUUAUCAAGUGUUUGUCAAAUUGUGAACGUGUCAAGUCUCCUCCUGCUCCCCCACUCUGGCGCUCGAUGUUGCCGGUCUACUAACCACCUGUCCCAGCAACCCAUUAUUUACGCACACCUGGCAAUAAUCAUGAGGCACAUCUGAACUUCAUCACUCCCUGAUUACUUCCCCUUUAUCUAGCGCUCCGUUGUAUUAGGUAGUAUUGUUUCCUGUUUCCAUGUUUAGACGGUACUCCUGUUUUUGUAUUCACCCCUGGUUCCUGUGCAACCAGGGGGGAAAAAUAGUCUAGAUCACCUGUACUCCACACAUAGACCCGUACAAAGCUCACCCUCCAUUUGGUAAAUCCAACCAUAACUCUAUCUUCCUGAUUCCUGCUUACAAGCAAAAAUUAAUGCAGGAGCACCAGUGACUCGGUCUAUAUUAAAGUGGUCAGAUGAAGCAGAUGCUAAACUACAGAACUGUUUUGCUAUCACAGACUGGAACAUGUUCCGGGAUUCUUCCGAUGGCAUUGAGGAAUACACCACAUCAGUCACUGGCUUUAUCAAUAAGGGCAUCGAGGACGUCGUCACCACAGUGACUGUACGUACAUACCCCAACCAGAAGCCAUGGAUUACAGGCAACAUUCGCACUGAGCUAAAGGGUAGAGCUGCCACUUUCAAGGUGCGGGACUCUAACCUGGAAGCUUACAAGAAAUCCUGCUAUGCCCUGCGACAAACCAUCAAACAGGCAAAGCGUCAAUACAGGGCUAAGAUUGAAUCAUACUCCAUCGGCUCCGACGCUCAUCUUAUGUGGCAGGGCUUAAAAACUAUUACAGACUACAAAGGGAAGAACAGUCGCGAGCUGCCCAGUGACACAAGCCUACCAGAUGAGCUAAAUCACUUCUAUGCUCACUUCGAGGCAAGCAACACUGAGGCAUGCAUGAGAGCAUCAGCUGUUCCGGGUCGACUGUGUGUUCACACUCUCCGUAGCCGACGUGAGUAAGACCCUUAAACAGGUCAACAUAUGCACAAGGCUGCAGGGCCAGACGGAUUACCAGGACGCGUGUUCCGGGCAUGUGCUGACCAACUGGCAGGUGUCUUCACUGACAUUUUCAACAUGUCCCUGAUUGAGUUUUCAAUACCAACAUGUUUCAAGCAGAAACCAUAGUCCCUGUGCCCAAGAACACUAAGGCAACCUGCCGAAAUGACUACAGGCCCGUAGCCAUGACGUGCUUUGAAAGGUUGGCAAUGGCUCACCUCAACACCAUUAUUCCAGAAACCCUACACCCACUCCAAUUUGCAUACUGCCCAAACAGAUCCACAGAUGACACAAUCUUUAUUGCACUCCACACUGCCCUUUUCCACCUGAACAAAAGGAACACCUAUGUGAGGAUGCUAUUCAUUGACUACAGCUCAGCGUUCAACACCAUAGUACCCUCAAAGCUCAUCAUUAAGCUAAGGAUCCUGAGACUAAACACCUCCCUCUGCAACUGGAUCCUGGACUUCCUGACAGGCCGCCUCCAGGUAGUGAGGGUAGGUAGCAACACAUCUGCCACACUGAUCCUCAACACUGGAGCCCCCCUGGGGUGCGUGCUCAGUCCCCUCCUGUACUCCAUGUUCACCCACGACUGCAUGGCCAGGCACGACUCAGAAUGAGAGACUGAUGAAGUGUGUGCAGCUUGCAACUUUUUUCAGAUCAUCAUUAUUAUGCAGUCUUAGUGUCACAUGAGUUCACGCUGGAGAGACGAAGCAGGUACGGGGAGUAAAACAUUGAAUAAAUAACGGACAUGGAACGAGACAGGAACAGCGUCAGCAAACUAAUAAAAAAACAAUACAAUGCAGCAGCGGGGAACAGAGCUGGGGAACUGAAAAAUAUAGGGGAGGGAAAAAACAGGUGAUAAGUGAGUCCAGGUGAGUCCAAUAACGCUGAUGCAUGUGACGGGGGAAGGCAGGUGUGCUUGAUGGAUGGCAGGAGUGCGUGAUGCAGGGCAACUUGGCGCCCUCAAGCGCCAGGGGGAGGACGGAGCGGGAGCAGACGUGACACAUAGAAUGUAUUAAAAAUCAAAACAUUUAUCCCGACAUUUGUAUCACAAUUAAAUUGCAUUAAUAACUCUAAAUUAAGCAUAUCGGACCAGUUUCUUUGUUAACCGAUCUACACACAAUAGCCGCAUGUGCACACUUCCUUUGAAAUCAUUUUGAGAAAAUAUACUUCAUACUAUAAAAUUAUUGCAAUUAUUGUCUGCUAAAUGAACUAGUGAAGCCCACAGCCAUAUGGCAUAGCCAUAUCAGGUCCUAACAUAAGCAUUACAUGGGCUUUCUCCAACCUAUCUUUCUGAUUUGGUCCUGCUGUACAUACCUACACGUACGCUACGGUCACAAGACGCAGGCCUUCUUACUGUCCCUAGAAAUUCUAAGCAAACAGCUGGAGGCAAGGCUUUCUCCUAUAGAGCUCAAUUUUUAUGGAAUGGUCUGCCUACCCAUGUGAGAGACGCAGACUCGGUCUCAACCUUUAAGUCUUUAUUGAAGACUCAACUCUUCAGUAGGUCCUAUGAUUGAGUGUAGUCUGGCCCAAGAGUGUGAAGGUGAACGGAAAGGUACUGGAACAACGACCAGACCUUGCUGUCUAUGCCUGGCCGGUUCCCAUCUCUCCACUGGGAUUCUCUGCCUCUAACCCUAUUACAGGGGCUGAGUCACUGGCUUACUGGUGCUCUUCCAUGCCAUCUCUAGGAGGCGUGCGUCACUUGAGUGGGUUGAGUCACUGACGUAAUCCUCCUGUCCGGGUUGGCGCCCCCCUUUGGGUUGUGUUGUGGCGGAGAUCUUUGUGGGCAAGUGUAGGUUGGUUUAUACUCAGUCUUGUCUCAGGAUGGUAAGUUGGUGGUUGAAGAUAUCCCUCUAGUGGUGUGGGGGCUGUGCUUUGGCAAAGUGGGUGGAGUUAUAUCCUGCCUGUUUGGCCCUGUCCGGGGGUAUCGUCGGAUGGGGCCACAGUGUCUCCUGACCCCUCCUGUCUCAGCCUCCAGUAUUUAUGCUGCAGUAGUUUAUAUGUCGGGUGGCUAGGUUCAGUCUGUUAUAUCUGGAGUAUUUCUCUUGUCUUAUCUGGUGUCCUGUGUGAAUUUAAGUAUGCUCUCUUUAAUUCUCUCUCUCUUUCUCUCUUUUUCUCUCUUUCUCUCUUUCUUUCUUUGUUUCUUUCUUUCUUUCUUUCGGAGGACCUGAGCCCUAGGACCAUGCCUCAGGACUACUUGGCCUGAUGACUCCUUGCUGUCCCCAGUCCACCUGGCCGUGGUGCUGCUCCAGUUUCAACUGUUCUGCCUAUGGAACCCUGACCUUUUCACCAGACGUGCUACCUGACCCAGACCUGCUAUUUUCAACUCUCUAGAGACAGCAGGAGUGGUAGAGAUACUGUUGUACCCUCAACAACCACUGUGAUAAUUAUUAUUUGACACUGCUGGUCAUGUAUGAACAUUUGAACAUCUUGGCCAUGUUCUGUUAUAAUCUCCACCCGGCACAGCCAGAAGAGGACUGGCCACCCCUGAUUCCUCUCCAGGUUUCUUCCUAGUGCACCCAGUCCUAGUGGAGCCCUGCCUUGGAGGAAUGUCUGUGUGCUCUCUCGGGGGACGUGCACAGAGUGGACAAAUCAUGCUAAUUGUCUUGGAGAGUAACAGAGCGUUAGACCCAAGAUGAAGGCAGAGAGGGAGGAUCUCUCCAUAGCCAUAGCCACUCCUCAACUUUUGCUGCUCUGGUGUCUUCUUGUCUCACCUCAGUCAGGACGUGUCAAGGGAGUCAACAUCACCAGCCCUGGCUCUCUGAUCCGGGGCACGUUGGGCGGGGAGGCACUCCUCUCUGUUCGUUACAGCAGCUCCAGCCCCGACACGCCAGUCAUCAAGUGGCAGCUGAAGAGGGAUGAAAGGCCCGUCACCGUGGUCCAGUCCAUUGGCACCGAGAUCAUUGGGAACCUGAGGCCCGAGUACCGGGACCGCAUCCUGGUGUUUGAGAAUGGCACCCUCCUACUCCACAACCUCAAACUCUCUGAUGAGGGCACCUAUGAAGUGGAGAUCUCCAUCACGGAUGAUACUUUCACCGGAGAGGGGAGUAUCGACCUGACUGUGGAUGAGCCCAUAUCCAGACCUUACGUCCACAUGGAGGCGUCCUCAGUACUGGAGCUCAGCGAGCACUUCACCCUCAACUGCUCCCAUGACAACGGAACCAAUGCCAAGUACAGCUGGCAGAAAGGAGGGAAACUGUUGACCAAUGAGACCCGUCUGCAGCUGUCACCUGACCAGAAGCUCUUGACCAUUGUGCGGGUGCUGAUGGUGGAUGAUGACAUCUACGGAUGCGAGGUCGAGAACCCUAUUGGGAGCAUGAAGAGCCUGCCCAUCAAACUCACUGUCUACAGGAGGAGUUUCCUCUACAUCGUUCUCUCCACCGGGGGUAUUUUCCUCCUUAUCACCUUGGUUACGGUGUGCGCCUGCUGGGGGCCAUCCAAGAAAGAGAGGCAGAAACAGCAAAUGAAGCCCAGAGGUUUGGCAGGACUGCCAAGGCAUUUAAUAGAACACCCUGAUUAUUCCCCAAUCAAUCAUGCAGUUGACGUUGUACCAAAAAUGAUGACUGAACAUGAACGCAAGAAUCCAGUGGCACUCUACAUCCUCAAAGAGGAUUUCCCUCAGGGCCACCAUGACUCACCAGGCAACAUGGGCCUUGGCCCCUCCUCUGAACCACCCAGCAGCCCCCCCGGCUACAGCAGCUCCCUGACUCCCUCCUCACGCUCCCCUGAACCCCCCGCCCACUCCUCUCGCAGGUACCCCCGCACCCCGAUCAGCUCCCCCCCUUCACAUCACAACAAGGUGCAGAGCAAGUCCUCCACCCCCUCCCCACCCCGCACUCGAUGCUCCGGACACAUGUUUCGCGCCCCAGUGGGCAUACCGCCUGCCAGUCAGUUGGAAGAGCCCACCCCCACACUGGAGAGCAACGGUACCACUCAGGCUUGAUUGUCUAUCUACAAGUCCUGGAGGGAUGAAGUGUGUGCAGACUUAUGUUUCAGCCCAGCAAUAAGACAUCUGGUCUAAAUUGAAAACCUUGACUAGUUGAAAAAGGAUUGUAUUCAUUAGGCACAAAAAAGAACAAAAUGGCCUGAAACAGUGAUGGACUAACUGGAAUUUUCCAAAAGAAACAUUCAUUUUCUUUUUUCUUUGUAAAAAGUUAUUUUGCAUGCCAUUUGGUUACUGGUGUGGUGAAGCUGGGCCAGAAAAAAAGCUGGCACAGUGUGUCUCCUGUUGUCUUCCCAUGGUCAACAUGUUCUUCCCCCCUCCAUGCCUUGGUGCUGUAGAGAGACAUGUAUCUGUGUGUUUACAUGGUGACUGUAUGUAUAUAUGUAAAUAUAUUUUAUAUGAAGUUGUAGUGCAGUAAUGUUUGUCUCAGAACCCAACACAGCACUUAAUCAUCUCAAUAUGUUUGUAAAUACACUGUCAUCCUCCACAACUGUAUGAGUCAGGUUUAGGUUUUAAGUUAUGACACGUUAGUGAGACGAUUAUUUUUUUCUUCAAUUCUAUUAUGUCCUAUUCAUAAGACCUGUUCAAAUGUAUAAAACCUCUCUUUAAAGAUACCCAUUUAUUCAUAUGUUGGUACAUUUUGUAUUGUGUGGAUGUUUGUAAUUUAACUAAUCAUUUUCUUUGUUAUUGGGUAUCAUAGCUGAAUAAUCAUUCAAUGUUUUUCCUUUGUAUAGAUUCAUAGAAUUAUUAUGAAAAUCAAAGGAUACAUUGUACAUAUCAGGAGAGAUGUUUAUUAAAGGCAUGAUGAGGAGGAAA
This is a messenger RNA of Oncorhynchus masou masou (cherry salmon), 8482 nucleotides long. Its product is annotated as hepatic and glial cell adhesion molecule-like. NCBI's taxonomy places the organism in Eukaryota, Metazoa, Chordata, Actinopteri, Salmoniformes, Salmonidae. The record is from RefSeq and is a predicted model, not a curated record. The transcript has 8 exons. The coding region runs from base 6359 to 7666 and encodes 435 amino acids.